This is a messenger RNA of Oppiella nova, 1301 nucleotides long. The record is from the annotation of a GenBank genome assembly. NCBI's taxonomy places the organism in Eukaryota, Metazoa, Arthropoda, Arachnida, Sarcoptiformes, Oppiidae.
AAGUUCUUAUACGAAUCGCAACUCAAAAAGUAUGACAAACCGGGAGACAUAACAGUUCCCACAGAGUUCUCGCAUAUUCUUCAAGAAAAUGUCGAUUUUAUGACAUCAUUAGCCGAAAGACAUUAUUAUAACUGUGAAUAUCAGCAGUGCUUUAAAAUAACCUCUCAAGUUUUAACGCGAGAUAUCUAUCACACACAAUGCCUUCCCAUCCAUUUGUCGUGUCUCAUGGAGUUGAAGAAAACAAACGCACUUUUCGAUUUGGCGCAUAAACUGGUGGAUCUCUACCCGGAGAGUUCUUUGUCGUGGUUCGCUGUGGGAUGUUAUUACCUACUGAUUAACAAAACAGAUGCCGCGCGAAGAUUCCUCAGCAAAGCUACCACUUUGGACAAUGUGUUGGCGCCGGCAUGGCUUCUGUACGGACACUCAUUCGCGGUGGAGAGCGAACACGACCAGGCGAUGGCCGCUUACUUCAAGGCCUCGCAUCUUAUGAGGGGCUGUCAUCUGCCGCUCCUGUAUAUCGGUUUAGAGUACGGCUUAACCGAUAACACCAAACUCGCCGAACGCUUCUUCAAGCAGGCGCUCGAAAUCGCACCAAACGAUCCGUUUGUUUUGCAUGAGUUGGGAGUCAUUGCAUACCAGAGCUCUAAUUUCACUUCCGCUGAAAAACACUUUAGAGACGCUUUGAAUAUAAUUAAGAAUAGGAAAGAGAUAACAGUAUUGCCCGACAAAUGGGAACCACUUCUUAAUAAUAUGGGACAUGUCUUAAGGAAAUUAAAGAAAUACGAAGAAGCCAUCGAUUUUCAUAAACAGGCUCUCAUUCUGUCGCCACAGAAUCCGUCCACUUAUUCUGCACUCGGAUUUGUGUACAGUUUGAUGACUAAGUGGAAUGAAUCCGUCGAAUACUUCCAUAAGGCCUUAGGCUUGAAACGAGACGACUCCUUCUCGACCACAAUGUUAGGCCACGCCAUCGAACAUCUGGUCACUGAGAUCUCCAUAUUUCAGGAUUCCGAUAACACGGCUGAAAAUGCUGUUAAAUAUGAACAACAAAUAGCAAUCAAUGAAUUCUUAGUGUCCAAAGCCAAUGAAGAGAAGAGUUUACCGAAUAUUAAGAUCACUUCCAAUAGAUCCAAAUCUAAUAUAAUGAACACAACAAUACAAUCAAUUGAUACUUCAUUACCAGAUCUAAGCGCUAAUGACUGCGAAAUGGAUAUAAGCAACUGAUUCACAGAUUUUAAUCAUUCAAAACAUUUAUUUUUAACAAAAAUGUAUUUACAAAUUAAUUAAACACUCAUUUGCUUAAA